CGCCGACCCUUCCAGCUCCAUCAACUCUGUCCCUCAGAACCACGGCGAGUUUACACGGUCAACCCGUGCUGGCAAAACCUCCUACUUCAGCUGUGACUGGAAAUAAAUUGGAUGCAAGGAUGAGUGGUCCCGGCGACGACCGCAGUAGCUGGCGCGGAGGUCGUCCGUACGAGCAGAACCGCCACGCCGCAUCAUCGCAGCGACAUUCCUCCUCCCGAACAAUGAGCGCCCAUGGCAGCUCUCGAGGGGGGCAGCAGCAGAACACAUGGAGCGAUCCCUCUCGCGAACAACCCUCCUCUGGACCUCGGCAGGAACAGCACGUCCCCGUGCGAGGCUUCAAUGCCUCUGAGUCGAAGGCGGCUCUUAAGAGAGGGCCCGGAGAAUCACGGCCCUUCUAUUACAAACCGCAAGGCAAGGACACCAACAACCGGGCCAGCGGGCCCUGGGGUGCUAAACCCAACCAGAUGGCCAACGGCAAGGACUUCUUCCUCGAACUGCGCAAACAGGUGACGGCCCUGCGGCAGGGUAGCCCUGUUGCCGGUGGAUGAUGGAACUUUCACUGCUGGGAAACCUGCACUCGGGACACAAGCACCAUUGUAUAAACCCCAGGGGUGCUUAGUCCGCGGGCAUGGCAGUCACAAGAAUAGCACGGGCUCAAAAUGGCUUGUCACAGCUUAUAUGAAGGGAAGCCCUACUUCUCCAGCCGUGACUUGAACUUGACGCCACUUUUAAACCCCGGUUUGGAUAGUAGACUGGGUUGACAGCUAUUGACGCCGAUUGUUAGAGGCCGUGCUGGCCCGUAGAAGCGGAGAGCAUUAAUUAUUCUACAAGCGAUGCAGUGUUCAGCUAGACCGUUC
This is a messenger RNA of Aspergillus homomorphus CBS 101889, 857 nucleotides long. RefSeq lists its product as uncharacterized. The record is from RefSeq and is a predicted model, not a curated record. The coding region runs from base 120 to 548 and encodes 142 amino acids. Lineage: Eukaryota; Fungi; Ascomycota; Eurotiomycetes; Eurotiales; Aspergillaceae. The transcript is spliced from 5 exons.